This is a messenger RNA of Closterium sp. NIES-65, 3747 nucleotides long. Lineage: Eukaryota; Viridiplantae; Streptophyta; Zygnematophyceae; Desmidiales; Closteriaceae. The record is from the annotation of a GenBank genome assembly.
AUGGGCGCAGGCGAAACGGGUGAAGCAGGGGGUGGGGGGAGGGCGGGCGUGGAACGAAGGGGGGAGCCACGGGAGGGCGAGGCGGGUGGCGAGUCACAUGUGGCAUGCAAAGCGAUUCCACAUGGUGGACACGUGGGGUUACAGGCUGGCAUCGAGGCUGCAUGGCAGGUGCGGCCGCAUGAUGACAUGUGCGGUGCAGCACAGAGCAUCCAUCAUGCCCCGUGCUCGCGCCACUGCUCCAUUCCUUGUCCCAUCCCCUGUCUACUCACUUACCAGUUCGUUCCGUCUCUCGCCCCUGUCGCCCCUCCCUGCGCGUGCAGGGGCCGUGGCAGCCGGGCGGUGGUGGAGGCGGUGGGCAGGGCGGCCGUGCUGCACGACGCGUCGUACCACUCCGCCAUCCAGCUCACUGGCGCGCAGGCGGACAUCUCCGCUCUGCUCGCCUGCUGCACUUCCCCAGGCGCACUCCCCCUCGCCUCUCGCCCCGCGCCUGCCACCCCUCACACGGCGCAUGCUGCACGCACAGACAGGGGUGAUGGAGGGGCGGGUGAGGCGGCACGGGGGGAGGCAUGGAGGCGGGGAGUGCUGGAGCUGAGAGCGCUGCUCUGCUCCGUGUCGAGUGAUACCAGCAGCAGCGACGUGAUUGGUCCGGCCAGUUUCAUGUGGCAGGCAGUGGCGUGUGCGGCAGAGCAAGGGUGUGAUGGUGCUGCUCGUGCGCCUCGUGCCACCGCUCGUGCGCCGGGUGCCACCGCUGUCCUUGGUGCUGCUAGCGGUCAGGGUGGCGGGGGAGAGAGAGGCGGUGGGGAGGUGAAGGGAGGGCAAAAGGACGAGGGGUUUGGAUGGAAGCAGCGGCGGAGAGAGAAGCAGGGGCGGCGCAAGCAGGAGCAGCGGCGGCAGAGGUGCGUGUGGGUGUGGGUGCAUGCCCUCAUGCUGCCCGACGCCCUGGCCGCCCUCACAGCCGCCAGUCAGCAGCUGGACCAGGAGAGCAGCAGCGAGCAGAAAGGGUGGAGGCGGAGGCGGGUGAGUGUGGAGAGUCGUGAGGGCGAGCUGUGUCGGCUGGAGGUGGCGGGGCGAGCUGCCCUCCCCCUGCUGCUCUCCGUGCUGCGCCCCUCCGCCCCUUUCAACACCCUCUCCCCCGUGCUGCUGCCGCUACCCUUCCCUGCUGCUGCUGCCCCUGCCGCCUCUGCCUCCCCUGCUGCCCCCACCUCUGCUUCGCCUGCUGGCCGCUCUGCCUCGUCCGCUGCAGCAUCAGCGCGCCUGCAGCAGUCAGAAGCGUCCUGGAAGGUGCUGGCAGAGCAGGGGGCGCACCUCCCUGGUGGGGCCGUGGUGGGGUUGAGAGCGGUGGACGCGCGGCUGCUGGCAGGCAGGGGGAGGGAGGCUGGUGGGGUAGCUGGUGGGGCGCCUGGAGGGCGGAUAGGCUCUUCUCAUGGACAGCACACUGGGAGUGCUGAUGUGUUACACAAGGGUGGUCUGUGUUUCGAUUGGUGGAGAGAUGUGGCAGGAUCGGUGGAUGGGGCGUCCAUUGCCGCUGCUCCCACUCUGUGGAUUCCGAGAGAGCAGCACAGGGCAGCACGCUGCCGGGGGGAGCAUGGGGCACGCAGGGGGGGGGGCAAUGAGUCACACAUGGAAAUGCAUGACGCAUGGGAGGCGGAAGAGGAGGCGAGGCUGACAAUGGGUGAUAGUGGGGAGGAGAGGGCGGAGACGCGUGAAGGUGUGGGAGGGCAGCGAGGAGGAGAGGUGAGAGGCACAGCAGCCGCUGUGACCAGCACCACCCCUCUCCCCCUCUCCGCCCCGCCCCCCCAGCGCCUGCUGGAUGCGUGGCGCCGCGCGCUCAAGCUGCAGGGGCUGAUGGGGGCGCGGGAGGCACAGCGCAUGGGGGAGAGCGUGGCGGGGCAGUGGGUGCAGUGGCAGGCGGGCAGAGGGGAGGGGGGGAGUGGUGGGGAGGGGCGGGGAGGAGGAGAUGGGGCGUGUGGAGGAGAGGUGUGUGGAGAGCAGGCAGGGUGUGAUGUGGUGGUGGUGAAGCAUGGGUGCGGUGCCAUGCAGGGUGCUGCCGUGACCAGGUGUGGUGUUGCCGUGACCAGGUGUGGUGUUGCCGUGACCAGGUGGUCGGUCAUCGUGCCAUCCGAGUGGCUGCAGGUGUGCUGGUACCCGUUCAUCCUGCACGGUGCACAUGCCAUCGGGCUAGCCGAGAGGCACACGCUCUUCACAGCGGCGGGUCUGCCUCUCUUUCCUUACGACUACUCUGAGACGUUCGGCUACAGGUGCCACGUGGCAGCCUCCUAUUUGCUGCAGCGCGCCCGCUAUGACCGCACACCACCCUCCAAGCGCCCUCUGUGCCCCCCCCUGCCGCCUGCUUGGGCUGCUGCUUCUGGCGCGUGGGGAGGGGCGGGGGAAGGAGGAGAGAGAGGGAGAGACGGGGGGGAAGGGAGAGAAGGGGGUGGAGGGGAGGCAGAGGCGGACAUGGACUUGAGGGUGGCGCGCUGCUCUGCUCGCGCGCUCUCUGCCUUGCUGCCUGCUGCUCUGCGCCACGGCUCUCGUGCUGCUGCUCACGGGGAUGCUGCUGACGGUGAGGGGGGGGGCGGCAGGGGAUUAUGGGUGGAUGGGCGUGUCACAGACCAGGGCGGGAAAGGGCACGCAGGGCAGGCGGGCAGUGGAGGAGGUGGGUGGAAGCUGGGAGCGGUGGGCGGGGCGCAUGGCUCACGGGUGGGCGGGGCGCAUGGCUCACGGGUGGGCGGGGCGCAUGGCUCACGGGUGAGUGUGGAGUGGAGGCGAGUGGGGGAGAGGGAGAGAGGGUCGACCACAUGGGAGGAGAGAGGGGCUGAUGCUGCUGGUGGGGCAUGUGUGGCGGAUGGGCAUGGAGGGGGGAGCGUGGGCAUGGCAAUGGAUGUGGACUCGCCUGCGGCAUGCCCACCACUGCCCCUCCAUGCGCUCUCAAGCACCGCAGCGCCACCACGGCAGCAUGAGCAGCAGGGGACGUGCAUGGUGGCGGUGCGAGUGGUGCCGGCGGGCAGGGGGGCAGCGCAGGCAGCAGCAGAGCUGUGUGUGCCGUCGCCUCAAGACUUCCACCGCUUCUGCUUCCGACGCAAUGGGGCUUCUGUGCACGGCGUUCACUCACCUCGUGCCAGUCCCCUGCGCCUAGGCCCAACUCUUGCUCUUGCCCUUCCCCUCCAACUACCGCCUCUGCCCGUCUACCCUGGCAGCGUCCGUGCCUCUGCCUGGCGUGGAGUUGUCCUCCCUCCCUCUCUCCUCCGCACCAGGCUCGGCUCCGUACCUGUUGCCAUGGCUCGGAAGACGAAGCGGCAGGUGCAGAAGCAGAAGCAGAGGGAGAGGCGGCGAGGCACAGAGGAAGAGCAAUAUGUGGCGAGCUUGAGGGAGACAGAGGGGCUGCAGAGGAAGGAGGGCGACGGAGCCAGGGGAGGGGGUCAAUGGUGUGGGGGGACAAGGCGCGGGAUUAGGGAAGUGGUUGGGUUUGUGACGAGUGCAGCACCGCGAGGCAGCAAGAGCCGAGUGUCGCUUGGGUGUGUGCGAGCAUCAGCCUUGCACGCAGCUGCGUGCCGCCAGUACUCCUCCACCAUCCCCUCCCUCUCCACCAUCCCCUCCAUCUCCACCACCUCGCCCUCUGCCGCGCUUCUUCCUUCCGUACGAGUGCUGCUGCUCAUGCGCUGCCCCGCCUCCUCUGCCUUCCGCCCCGUGCUCGUCUCACUGGCUGCGGAAGACUCGGGACACCUGGCAAGCACCGGAUGGUCGUGA